AUGUCUGAUUAUAGGUGGUAUAGAGAUAUGUUUUUGUCUAAACUAUGCCUUAGGUCAGAUGGUGCAGCAGAUUACUGGAAAGAAAUAUUUAUUAGUGGUUUAUCUAGGUUAUUUGCAGAAAAGCCUGUUAUUAGUGAGAAUGCCAACAAUGAUUCAUAUGCUAGUGAUUUAGAGGCUAAUAAUUUUCAAGAACCUUGCUUGGAAAUGGAAUUUGAGUCACAAGAAAAUGCUUAUUCUUUUUAUGUUCAGUAUGCUAAAUGUGUUGGAUUUGGUGUUUCCAUCAAAAGUAGUCGCCGUUCAAAGAUUUCUAGACAAUUUAUUGAUGUCAAAUAUGCUUGCACAAGAUAUGGAAAUAAACGAGAGUCGACUUCCCAAAAUCCACGGCUUUGUUUGAAGGUGGAUUGUAAGGCUGGCUUGCAUAUUAAAAGAAGAUGUGAUGGAAAGUGGGUUAUCCAUGGCUUCAUUAAAGAUCAUAAUCAUGAACUUUUCCCAACAUAUGCACAUUAUUUUCCUUGUCAUAGAAGCAUCAAUAAAGCUCAAAAGCAAUGUAUUGAUACUUUGCAACAUGUUGGAGUGAGAACAAAUAAAAUUUAUGCCACAAUGGCCAAACAACACGGAGGAUAUGAAAAAGUUGGUUGUUUGGAGAAAGAUGUUAGAAAUCAUUUGGAUAAGGAACGUCGUCUGAAUUUAGAAUCAGGAGAUGCAAAUGCAAUGUUGGAGUGUUUUAUGCUUAUGCAAGAAGAAAAUCCAAGAUUUUUUUAUGCAUUUGAUUUGGAUGAUGAUGGUCGUGUAAAAAAUGUAUUUUGGGUGGAUGCAAAUGGUAGAGAUGACUAUCAAGAAUUUGGAGAUGUGAUUUUAUUUGAUACCACAUAUAUCACAAACAAAUACAAAAUGCCAUUUGCUCCAUUCAUUGGUGUGAAUAAUCACUUUCAAUCAAGACUCCUUGGUUGUGCAUUACUAGCAAAUGAGUCAUCUGAGAGUUUCAUAUGGUUGAUGAAAAUAUGGCUUAGGGCAAUGGGCGGCAAACCUCCAAAUGCAAUAAUAACCGAUCAAGAUAAAGCAAUGAAAAUAGUGCCACCCUAUACUCCUCAACGAAAUGGAGUUACAGAGAGGAAGAAUGGAACGAUUGUGAACAUGGUGAGAAUCAUGUUGAAAGGAAAGAACUUUCCGAAAGAGUUACAGGGAGAAGUGGUGUCCACAUCUGCAUAUUUGUUGAAUAGGUGUCCAACAAAGAAGCUGAAAAAUAUUACACCUGAAGAAUCUUGGUCUAGAUUCAAGCCAAAUAUGAGUCACUUGAAGGUAUUUGGUUCAAUUGCGUAUAGACAUGUUCUGGAUAAAAUUAUAAAGAAGUUAGAUGACAAGGGAGAGCAAAUGAUACUUGUUGGGUAUCACUCUACCGGUGGCUAUAAACUCUAUGACACAAUUAACAAAAGAAUCGUAAUUAGUAGGGACAUGAUUAUUGAUGAAUUAAAGGAGUGGAAACAUGAAUAA
Messenger RNA from Vicia villosa (hairy vetch), 1491 nucleotides. RefSeq names its product protein FAR-RED IMPAIRED RESPONSE 1-like. Gene Ontology annotation, molecular function: nucleic acid binding. Gene Ontology annotation, biological process: DNA integration. NCBI's taxonomy places the organism in Eukaryota, Viridiplantae, Streptophyta, Magnoliopsida, Fabales, Fabaceae. The coding region runs from base 1 to 1491 and encodes 496 amino acids. The record is from RefSeq and is a predicted model, not a curated record. The transcript is spliced from 3 exons.